AUGUCUCACCACGCGCGGCUGUGUCUGCCGCUGCUGGUGAUGGUGAUGGUGAUAGCGGGCUCUGCCACUGCUCUGACACCACUGGAACGCUUCACCGCCCGUCUGGCCAGCGGUGAACUCCGCCUGCCACCUCAGGCGUACCGGAUGAGUGAGCUCGGCGAACACAACGGAACCCUGCCGACCGACCUGGUGCUGGCCACGGUGAACGAUGUGCUGGAGCCCUCUUGUCGCCAUCUGUGUCUGAGCCGGCCCCACUGCCUGGGUACCGCUUACCGUCCCAGCGACCAGCUGUGUCUGCUGUCUGUCCGCCGGCCGGUACCGGACCGCCUGGAGCCGACCGAGGAGCCGUGGGUGCUGGCGGCGCGCCGGGGCCUGGCCUUUCUCGACGAGCCGUGUGAGAGGGACGAGGACUGUCGGCUGGUCGUACCGUGGUCAGAGUGUCGGGCGGACGUCUGCGUCUGCCGCCACGCCGCUAACCGGACGGCCGAGGACGGGUGCGUGCCGCGCGGCGAGCUGGUGCCGGCGCCCGGCGGUCGGGCCGACGACAGCGCCCUGCUCCGCUCCGAGUCAGCCGUCGACAGCGACACCUGCCGCCAGCUGUGUGAGGAGGAGCCGCGCUGCCUGGCCGUCGAGCUGACCGCCGAUAGUUGCCGACUCUUCUCCCAGGGAAUCACUGCCUCCACUGGCGACAACAGCUCACAGAGCUGGACGCUGCAGCUGGAGGGCCCGCCCGGCAUCCGUCCCGAGGAGCUACUGAACUUCGACGGUACCUGGUUCAUCAACACCGUGGCUCCGGCGAUGAAUUUCACGGCAGCCUCGCGAUUCUGCGCCAAACGUGCGGGCAUUGUGUGGCCGGGUGGCUCGGAGGAUACCUACCGGGGUCUGGUGAGCGCCGGUCAUCUGCCUCCGUCGCCGGAAAGUUUCUGGGUCGGUUUGGAUGACCUGAUUCGCGAGGGAAAGUUCAUCCGCAGUGAUGGAGAGAUGAUGUCAGCAUCCGACAUGCCCUGGGCCGCCAACCAGCCAGACAACGCCGGUGAUCUGGAGCACUGUGUCGUGGUGUUCAGCUCGGAGUACCAGCUCAACGAUGCCACCUGCGGUCUGUUGCGGCGCUUCGUCUGUCAGGCUCUGGGCGAGAACGUGGCUCUCGGCCGACCGGCGUGGAUGUCCACCAACCGCGGCGCGCCUCCGUCCCACGGCACCGACGGCCUUCUGGUGGAAGCUGUCCGAACGUCGACGCUGUUCAAGACCAAAGAGCAGGUGUGGACGGUCGACCUCGGCAUGCAGCACCAGGUCAUCGGCUUUCUGUACGCCGCACCAAUGGCAGAAAAUAAAGUCCAUAAAAGGAACACCAAGGUGUAUGUCAGCUCGGAGCCCCUGCCGAACGACUCGGAUGUACUCUGUCGUCACCUCACCGUCCGGCUUCUGCUGGAGUGGAUGGCUCGCUACUAUGCCUGCGACUUCCCCGUUCAGGGAAGAUACCUACACGUCACGAGGAAGGCGGGUCUCCGAGUCCUGAUGUCGGAGCUCAUGGUUUUUGGCCAUCCAAUCUAUGAAAGCUAAAACGAUAGCCGUACGACCUCCAAGUAACCAAGAUCCUCCAAGAUCCUCCAAGAUCGAUAACCACAUGAUGGAUACGAAUUUUGGUACCGUAGAUGUGCAGUUUAUUUCCUAGCUUGUUAGCUGGCUUACAAGGACGACCCACGAUCCAUAUUCUUCUCUGGGAAUCGUCAGGCUACAUUUGGAUCGCCACCUCUUCAUUGUGUUUCGACUUUUGCAUUAGAAUUUUGAUUGCACUGCCCUUGUAAGUUGUAGCCUGUAGGUAGGUACUGGCUCCGAAGCUCUUCAUAUUCGAUAUCUUACUGACGCACCAUGAAAAGGUCAUGCUGUAAUUCGGUUAUUGUGUCGACAUUUAGGAAUCUUCCAUUUCGACAUGCCUGAAUGCCAAAUGGUAACACUAGACUGUCGAUUGAGCAUUGAUCACUGAAGCUGAACGUGACUUAUUUUAGUUAGAUGACGAUAUAUUUUG
Molecule: messenger RNA, 2026 nt
Organism: Amphibalanus amphitrite
Lineage: Eukaryota; Metazoa; Arthropoda; Thecostraca; Balanomorpha; Balanidae
Exons: 1
Coding region: 1-1560 (519 amino acids)
Source: RefSeq, a predicted model, not a curated record